Messenger RNA from Linum tenue, 318 nucleotides. NCBI's taxonomy places the organism in Eukaryota, Viridiplantae, Streptophyta, Magnoliopsida, Malpighiales, Linaceae. The record is from the annotation of a GenBank genome assembly.
AUGUUCCAACUGAUAGCCAGAGGUUCAGUGCUGCUUCACCUGAUCGACAUCCCGGUUGAGCACGCUACGGGGUACCAUGUGUGGUUGGGACAUGUCACCAACUCACCAUACUCAUCUUCACUCUCCAUGGCCUCUUUUAUGUCGUCGGAUGGGCUAUUCAGGGCAAGCUUUUGGAGGAGGAGGUGGAACUUUGAGUUGUUUCUCUACACCCAUCAGUUGUACAUUGUGUUUGUGAUCUUCCUCGCGUUCCACGUUGCGAUUUCAUCUUCAGCAUUGCUGCUGGUGGGAUAUUUCUCUUCAUGCUGGAUCGAUUCUUGA